CGCUGCGUAGUCGGGAUCAAGCCGACGAGCAUCCCAAUCAGACGGUCAGGAGCGUCGUAUCCGUUGAGCUUAUCCGCCACCUCUCGGUGGCUGCCCAACCACCACCUGUCACUGCAGAUAGGCCUAUCCCAUCGCACCGUCAUAUGCCCAAACAAAAGAAGCGCGGACUAACGUUGCAGCAGUCGGAAUCCACCUGUGUGUCAUCGUUCCUCUUACGUGGGAAAGAGAUGAUUUCGUCUUCCCUUGUUCGCUCCUCCCCGCAUAAAUAAAUUAUUUUCUUCUUUUUAAUUUCCUAUAUAUAUACGGCUCGCGAAUCGAACCUUUGGAUCGACCAAUGAACGUGUGGCAGCCGCUCGCUAUAAAUCUCCUCCCCUCCAAUUUAACCGACCGGUUCCCCACCUUUCUCUCUUCUCCGCUCCGCUGUGCUUGGGUUCGAAACGAUUUUAGGGAUUUCUCAAGAACUCGAUGCGAUUUCUUGAUACGGGAUUCGAUCUUUCCGACGACUGAUGAGUUCUUCCGUUGUUUCACUGAAUUAUUGGACGGCGACGUCGUCGGCCGUGAAGCUUUCCGCUCCCAUUCGCACUACUGGAUGGUUGGCGGAAGGUGGGGUUCCGGUUACUCCUGGUUCUUCUGUUGAUUCGGGUUUUGGGGGCGGCAUUUGGUUGCAUUGUCCGGCUCGGUCGAGACGGGGGCGGGAGAUCCGCGGCUCGAAGGCUAGGGCGAUGGUGCAACCGGUUGGGAAGUGUUGGAGGGGCGUAAUCCGAAGGGCGGUUCUUGCCUCCGAUAUGGGGGCAGAAGAGGAGGUCGGACGUUCUAGGUGUUUUCUUAGGGCUCGGAAUGAAGAAGAGCUACUUUUUUGUAUAAGCAAGGAAGUUGAAGCUGGAAACCUUUCUUCAGACAUUGCUACAAAACUGGAAGAACUCUAUUAUAACUACCGUGAUGCUGUUAUGCAAAGUGGAGUUCCUAAUGCUACCGAGAUCAUACUAUCCAAUAUGGCUGUUGCAUUUGAUCGUAUUCUCUUGGAUGUUGAGGAUCCCUUUAGCUUUUGCCCUUAUCAUAAGGCAAUACGAGAGCCUUUUGACUACUACAUGUUUGGUCAAAAUUAUGUCCGACCAUUGAUAGAUUUCAGAACAUCAUUCAUUGGCAACCUCUCCCUUUUCUUUGACAUGGAAGAGAAACUUAAGAAGGGCCAUAACAUUGUUUUGUUCUCCAACCAUCAGACAGAACCAGAUCCAGCAUUCAUUUCAUUGUUGCUUGAAAGAACAAAUUCAUAUUUUAUUGAGAAAAUGGUUUUUGUGGCAGGAGAUAGAGUUGUUACAGAUCCACUUUGCAAGCCCUUUAGCAUGGGAAGAAAUCUUAUCUGUGUGUACUCAAAGAAACACAUGCAUGAUAUUCCUGAGCUUGUUGAAAUGAAACGGAGAGCAAAUACCCGAAGCCUAAAGGAAAUGGCUUUGCUUUUGAGGAGGGGUUCACAGGUAAUAUGGAUUGCACCGAGCGGUGGUAGGGAUAGGCCUGAUCCACUUACAGGGCAGUGGCAUCCAGCGCCAUUUGAUGCAUCUUCAGUGGACAAUAUGAGGAGGCUGGUGGACCAUUCUGGUGUAGUAGGGCACAUAUAUCCCCUAGCAAUGCUGUGUUAUGAGGUCAUGCCUCCACCACCAGAGGUAGAAAAGCAAAUUGGCGAGAGAAGAAAAAUUUCUUUUCAUGGAAUUGGGUUAUCGGUGGCUCCUGAAAUGAACUACGAUGAAAUCACAGCUGGCUGUGAGAACCCUGAAAUGGCUAAGGAGGUUUUUUCUCAGGCUGUGUAUGAUUCCGUGAUUAAGCAGUACAGUGUGCUUAAAGCUGCUAUAUAUGGAUGUCAAGGACUAAAUGCAUCAAACUCCGUUGUGUCACUUUCACAACCAUGGUUUUGAAUCUCUCUUUCGGAGGUUUUCUUGCUUAAAAUUGUCGUAACUACAGCAGAUCCAUUUCCCAUCCUAAAUAUUUGCUCUAAUUCCACUGGCGGCCUUGCAGCUGAUUAACCCAUCGAUAGCGUAGCACUGACCUGCAUAUGAACAUUCUGCAGCCUUUUGGGCGUGGGUGCACAAAAUUACCUACCGACGCUCAAGGUAAAACGCUACUUGCAUCGACUCAACUCAUCGCUAACUUACUCUUCCACAUGCGUAGGGGGGCUGCUACGAGGAGGCUAGUAGUAGUGCAUCAACGAGGGAGGAUUCAGCUUUACAAAAACUGCUGCAGUUCAAGUCUUUAUGAGCAUUCAAACAUCUAACAAAUUGUAUGAAGACAAACCAUUUUUCUGUACAAAUAUAUUUCGUGUAUCCCCGUGUAUCAGAUAUGACAUUCUUUGCUUCUUGGGUCCAAGUGUAAUAGUUUUGUUCCGAUACAGCCCAGGUUUUUGUUACACGUUAUGCAACUCGAGUUUGCUGAUUUGGAUUACGGCAUUCA
Molecule: messenger RNA, 2442 nt
Organism: Musa acuminata subsp. malaccensis (wild Malaysian banana)
Lineage: Eukaryota; Viridiplantae; Streptophyta; Magnoliopsida; Zingiberales; Musaceae
Source: RefSeq, a predicted model, not a curated record